ACUGAUAGCUCACACAUGUGUCUCUGUCUGCGCUGUAGUUUGUCACGUUGGUUGCACACACCAAAUGGGAACUCCUGUCCACAGUGCCGUACCAAAGUGACGGCACGGAACAUCAUCAGUAAACUGUUCUUUGACCAGCCUGAUGAGGAUGCUGAAGAAGACCCCAGUGUUCUCAGGAACGAGCUCACUGCUGCAAAAGCAAAACUCAGUGAGAAAGACAAGGAAAAGCGAGAUUUGACCAAAGAGAAGGAUAAGCUGGAGGACAGACUGGUCACCAUCAGGGUCACACUGAACGAGCUGUCAGAGCAGCUACAAGAUGAGCAGGACAAAAACAAGACCCUCAAGCAACAAAUGAAGCUGGUAGAUAUCCACAAGAAGCAGGCACAGCAAGCAGAAGUUGAUGCCAAGAAGCUCAGAAAGAAACUUGUAGAAUUGGAAAGAUUACAGCUGUUGAUCAAGGGAAGUUCAAGUGAGGCAGAAGACAUGAUACAAGACAUGGGGGAGGGGGCAGAGUCAGCCAGGAGCCUGGCAAGGCACUUAACUGUCCUAAAAAAGGAACACGAGAAAGUGAAAGAAAUGAGAAGAAAGAGUGCUGAAGAGGCAGAAAGAUAUAGAAAGGAGUUGUCCACAAAAAGAGUGCAGUGUGCAGAGACAACGAAAGAAUUGCAGGUUACACAGGACCAGCUCAGGGAUGCCAAACAGCAGAUCCAGAAUCUCACUGCAAAGAAUAAGAUGUUGAAGCAGGAGCUAGCAGAGGGGAAAUCUACACCAGGCAGCAGAGCUACAACAAAAAGACUUCUUCUAGAGAGUCCAGCCCCCCUCCUUAUCAAAAAGCCUUGCUUGGACGGAGCUAUCUAUCUGGACGAUGAAACAAUCAUGCCUGUCACUCCUGAGGAGGAGAACUUCACCCAGAGGAGAAACAAUGCCAGGCUGAAGAGAGAAAAGAAAGAGUUUGAUUGGAAACCAGUCAAAACAACAUCUGUUGCAGAAACUGUGAAAAAGGACCUGCGGGAUAUCGGAAACUUUGAUCUCAGCCCGUACCCACACCAUCAGAUGGGAGCCAGGACCAUCAGGGAAACAAACCACAGAUUUGGGGCUGUCAACAAAGGGUACAAUGGCAUGGGAGGCCAUGAGAAGAUACUCAACCUUCAACCCAGAAUAGGGAAACCGCUGCCCAAGAAGUCCAAGUUCGUCAGCAGAAGUCGAGCGUCAGUCCCGUCCAGAGACCCUGCCCUCCCCACCCUGGACGACUUCAUCACCUCUUGAAGCCAAGACAUCUGUGGUGAUCUUAACUGACAGAAUGAACUUCAGCAGUCCGUAAAUGUUGCAAACUGGACAAAUGUUGGAAUACUGGACAAAGACUUUGUGAUAGAUGGC
Branchiostoma floridae (Florida lancelet) is the source of this 1377-nucleotide messenger RNA. Its product is annotated as E3 ubiquitin-protein ligase TRAIP-like. The coding region runs from base 16 to 1266 and encodes 416 amino acids. The transcript is spliced from 13 exons. NCBI's taxonomy places the organism in Eukaryota, Metazoa, Chordata, Leptocardii, Amphioxiformes, Branchiostomatidae. The record is from RefSeq and is a predicted model, not a curated record.